AUAAGCUUUUCAGCCACUAUCUCUCUCUCUCUAGACCAUAACCUUAGCUACAAGGAAGCUUCCCCAAAUCCUUCCCCACCUGGCAUCUGCAUAGCAUUUCUUCCUCCAUCUUUCCUCGUGCUGGCCUCACUUGGCCGCGACCUCACAGUCUUGCCUCGCCUGCGACGAUUUCCCAUCGCCCGCGAAGUCUCUUGUUCUACGAGGUCUAGGUAGCCUGACAUGAGCUUAGCUACCGUCGACGACCCAACGCGUGAAGAGCUCCAACUAUUGGCGACGACGGAGACGGAGGAACAAGCCACUACCCUCUAUGACACCAUCCACAAUUCUCUCAUCUUGAGCCACAUUAUCCCCUAUUUGCCCGUGUCGAGUGUUGUGAACUUGGCAGCUGCAAGCCGAGCUUUCCGAGCCCUCAUCCGAGAGACCCCAGGAGCCUUCCGCCAUCUUGAUCUCUCUCACGUCAAGGCGGUCCAGUUUGAGAUUGACAAGAUCGAUCAUGGAGGCGAGGUCUGGCGCAAUGUUCAACUAGAUGAAAAUGUCACCGAAGAUGACUUCUACUCCGGCCCGCUGAGGGGCAUCUUCUCAACCCUUGGGCGACAGAAUAUUCUGCACAAUGUUCAGACUCUGGUUCUUGACGGGCUCUCUGUGACUUCGGAGCUCUGUCAUGAAAUCAUCAAUGAUGCCAGAUUCAACGUUCGCGUCUUGUCCAUUCGUGAAGUCAAGAACUUGAACCACCGCAAGCUUUGCCAAACACUUCAGUAUGCAUGCCGCCCAACCCGGCGAGCUGGCUCUCCCAGUCUCAAGGCGCUCUAUGUCUUCGGCCCCAGGGACUGGAAUCAAAGGAGCCAGAUGGCUUUGGCAUCCUCGCUACAGCACCAAGGCGACGCUUGGUGGCAUAAGAAGGGCCGCAUCCUGCCUCGAUCCGUCAGCCAGGAGUGGGCCGAUUGCAUGUUUACCUGCCAGGGCAUUAUCGCCUUUGAUGCUGUCCUCUGCCAAGGGCCGCGACACCGCAACUCGCCGGCCUACAAGGGCGGAUCGGAUCUUGAUAGCGCUAGGGCCGUGGCUACUCAUGCUCUCCUUGGCUGUGAGAGCUGCCACGAAGCUCCCGAAGGACUUACUCGCCUGAAUAGCAGCGCAGUUGCCAACUUGCCACUGCUAGCACCGCUGCCUCUCUUUUCUUCGUCCCUUAAAGCGGCGGUCAACCCUAGGGAGCCAUAUAGCUCUUUUGUGCCUCGAUGUAUGGACUGUAUCCGCGAGCGAUAUUGCACUGGCUGCGACAAAUGGUGGUGCGAAUCAUGCUAUGUGCUCCCCGGCCAGAGCUUAGGGGGCCAUUUUGAGACGCAGCCGCGAGUGUCGAAGAGCUGCUGGGAAUGCGGCAACAAUUGCGAUGAUUGCAUUGGCCGUACCCAGCGUGUCUGCAAAAAGUGCUGCGCUGGAUACUGCACUACUCACAAUGAAGGAUGCUCAAUGAACCAUUGCGACUGGUGUGUGUCCCGGGGUCGAGGCCUGGGCCGUCUUUGAUCGACAUGAGCCGUUCUUCCUCUCCCCUCACUUUCCUAAUGCCUUGAAUCAACGGAAACUCUCCCCCUAACUUUGGGUACACAACUCCCAAAUUAUGACGGCGUAUGGAGUACAAUGAGCGAUUCUCUUUUCACCUUUGCAAGCCAUAUUCGCCCGCACACAUAUCCGGUACGGUACCAUGACCUCCCGAUGAUAGCGCUAUGCAUACGAGUACAAUCAACUAGAGGAAUGCCGAAAUACCGAAACGCGCCGAAGAGCCCGGAAUCACGAACGCGUCAUAUCAUACUCUUUAUGAUUAAAGUUCAAUAGACGCAUCUGAUAGGUCCGCAUAUAGUGAUUUGAUGGGAAUUGCCGGCCGGGUGUGAUUUCGGGUAUGAUGGGCUUGUUCUUUGGAUGCACCUAGCCUAGCCUUUUGAAAUCGAACCAAAUGACUGCUCCUCUUGGUUGCAUAUCCCCUCUUCUUCUUGUGGUCGCAGCUUCGUUCUCGUUCUGCUGCAGUGUCGCAUGGUAGAUUGUAUGAUAAUGGGUCUCGGCCUAACCGUAGGUCUUGCUUGGCAGUUUCAUGAUUUGACUUGUUCGCC
Messenger RNA from Trichoderma virens Gv29-8, 2099 nucleotides. RefSeq lists its product as uncharacterized. NCBI's taxonomy places the organism in Eukaryota, Fungi, Ascomycota, Sordariomycetes, Hypocreales, Hypocreaceae. Gene Ontology annotation, molecular function: protein binding. The record is from RefSeq and is a predicted model, not a curated record. The transcript has 7 exons. Bases 220 to 1518 code for a protein of 432 amino acids.